AUGUUUCAGUCGUCCGCGCUAAAAAAUUUGAUAAGACCGGCGAAUAACAGACCGGAUCUCAUUGCGUUCAGCGGUGAGGAUGCUGUUGGCGAAUAUAACAAUCAUUUGUUGAUGAUGGGAAUGUUUCCUACAUUGUUUCCCUAUGGGCAAGGUGGUUUUGAAGAUCCGGAUCGACUUGUCCCUCUGAGCUUUCACGGCCAAGCGAAUUUGUAUUUGGAUUUAUCGAAUUGUGAGUUUCGUCAUCAUAACUCGUUUCUAUUUGUUGCUAUGAAUAUGAUACAACGUCGUCAAGCGCAUUUGCAUACUCAUCUUGCUGUAAAAUCGAGUAAUUUUGCAACGACUGCCGUGGAUAUUGAGGGGGUUACUCCGCAGAUCUUGCAUUCUGUAUCUCGUCAUCUGGAAGAGGAGGAACGUGUUUCGGAUUUGACUGCAGAGGAAAGGAAAGUCUUUACGCUAUUAUCUAAGGUCAGAACUAUUUCCGCAAAGAUCACCGGUUCGGAGGCGUCGAAAUUAACGUAUAGAAAUGAAAUCAAGGCUUAUUGUGCUCACUUUAAUAUUCCCCAUGUGUACUUUACCGCCAAUCCUUCUCCGCAAAACAGUCCUAUUUUUCAGGUGAUGUGUGGAGACACUACUGUCAAUUUGGAUGAGCAUUUCCCUCGAAUGGUGGAUUAUGUAUGGCGCUGUGUAUGUCUGGCGGAUGAUCCGGUGGCGGCGCUGGAUUUCUUUAACUUUUCUUGUAAGACGAUGAUGGAAUAUCUAUUUGGAUGGGAUUUCGCUCGCAAGCGUUCGUCUGUCAAGGGGGGUAUUUUAGGACACCUGAAGGCUUUCUAUGGAACAAAUGAA
Messenger RNA from Desarmillaria tabescens, 843 nucleotides. RefSeq lists its product as uncharacterized. The annotation marks the transcript as partial. The transcript has a single exon. Lineage: Eukaryota; Fungi; Basidiomycota; Agaricomycetes; Agaricales; Physalacriaceae. The record is from RefSeq and is a predicted model, not a curated record.